This is a messenger RNA of Thermothielavioides terrestris NRRL 8126, 1686 nucleotides long. RefSeq names its product multicopper oxidase like protein. The transcript is spliced from 4 exons. Gene Ontology annotation, biological process: cellular response to iron ion starvation; reductive iron assimilation. The record is from RefSeq and is a predicted model, not a curated record. The coding region runs from base 1 to 1686 and encodes 561 amino acids. Lineage: Eukaryota; Fungi; Ascomycota; Sordariomycetes; Sordariales; Chaetomiaceae. Gene Ontology annotation, molecular function: copper ion binding; ferroxidase activity. Gene Ontology annotation, cellular component: high-affinity iron permease complex.
AUGUUCUGGUCCCGCUGUCUAGAGUUGUUUCUCUCGCUUCCGGCCCUGGUCAUCGUCGUCAGGGCUGGUACCGUUACCUACGACUGGAAUGUGACCUGGGUGUGGGCAAAGCCCGACGGGUUCGGGCGGCCCGUCAUUGGGAUAAACCACAAAUGGCCGUGCCCUACCUUGGAGGCCACCGUGGGCGACACCGUCAUCGUCAACUUCCUUAAUAAGCUCGGUAACCAAACGGCCGGCCUGCAUUUCCACGGCGUGAGCCAGCUGCAGACCCCGGAGAUGGACGGGCCAAGCGGUGUCACUCAGUGCCCCGUCCCGCCGGACGCGUCGGUCAAGUACCAGUUCACGGCCGACGCCCCCGGUACCUUCUGGUAUCACUCCCACAACAUGGGGCAGUAUCCCGACGGCCUGCGCGGGCCGUUGAUUGUGCACGACCCAAACGACCCGUACAAAAGCAGCUACGAUGAAGAGGUCAUCCUGAGCGUUUCAGACUGCCUGAAGGCAGUGCAGAGCAUGCUGAGUCCCUAUAACACUCGUUUCGCGCCUCCGAUCCCAGAUAGCCUCAUUGUUAACGAAGGUCUGGGCUCUCACAUCAACGUCACCAAGGGCAAGACGUACCGCAUCCGCAUCAUCAACUUUGCCGCCUUCGGCUCGGCCAUGAUCCACUUCGAUUCGCACACGAUGAACAUCAUCGCCAACGACGCCGCAUACGUGAAGAAGACAGACGCCUACCAGUUGCGCAUCGCGCCGGCUCAGCGGUACGAUGUCUUGAUCGCGCCUCUCGACCAGGACAGCGGAAACUACCCCUUCCUGAUCUCGCUCGAUCUGAACCGCGACUGGACCAACUCCAGCCAGCAGCUGAAGUGGGCACACAACUACACCGGCUAUCUCGUCCUGGAUUCGUCGAAGAAGUUGGAUAAGAAAGAUGUCGUGAACAAGUGGCAGCCCAUCGACGAAUCGCUGCUCGAACCCUACGACGGCGCAGCAGCCUACAGCUCGUACGACCAGCUGAUCCAGCUCGACUUCAAGUUCUGUCUCGACCAGAACGGAUACCCGAGGUCGUGCUUCAACAACAUCACCUACAUCAGCCAGAAGGUGCCGACGCUCUACAGCGUGGCGACGACGGGCGACCAGAACACGAACCCGGUCAUCUACGGGCAGGUCAACCCGUUCAUCGUCAACUUUAACCAGACGGUGCAGAUCGUGGUCAACAACAUCGACACGGCGACACACCCGUUCCACCUGCACGGGCACCAUUUCCAACUGCUGGCCCGGCCGUCGAGCGGCGUGGGCACCUGGCCGGGCCACGAGGGCAACUACGUGAGCACGCCGCCGAUGCGGGACACGGUCACCGUGAUGCCCAACUCGUACGCGGUGCUGCGCUUCAGGGCGGACAACCCGGGCGUCUGGCUCUUCCACUGCCACAUCGAGUGGCACGUCGAGAUGGGCCUGACGGCCACCAUCAUCGAGGCGCCCGACCGCCUGCGCAACCUGACCUUCCCGGACGACCACAUCGACGUGUGCAAGAAGUCCAACACGCCCUACCAGGGCAACGCCGCCGGCAACACCAAGAACGUCACCGACACCAGCGGCUUCGUCACCGUCCCCCCGACGACCUACAGCGGGUGCGUCCUUAUCCUCUCCUCUCUACCUACACCUUUCCCCUUUCCCCCGCGUGCUUCCCCUUAA